CUUAUUUCAAUAUUGGUGUAAAAUUCGUUCUCUCUGUGGCAUCUGUUGUAACGUCAAUUUUGGUUCAUGUUCUAGCAAUUAAGUUUAAUGAAUGUCUUUGGAUUCUUUGGCUGCAGAAAAUAUAAUCUGGGUGUUGUCUUCAAUUUUGUCUAUGCAAAAUAUAUUUGUGAACUAUUUGGAUUCUUUAUUUGUGAACUCUUUUUAAAGUCAUAAGAUUGCUAUAAGUACCUAUUCAGGUUAGUAGUCUUUACAUUUUGAAUUUCUUCUGGAUCAUAAUAGUCCUUUAAUAUAAAAUUUGAGAGUUGAAUAUGUAGAAAACUGGCAGGUGGCAUUUUUUAAGGCUUAAUUUUUUGACACGUAAUGUUUACACGCGUCUUCUCUAGGUUUUUUUCACUUCUUCGCUCGAUCUUCACGCACUCCCGCAAUCCUCUCCUUCGCCAAAAUCAGGGUUUUUUUCACUUCUUCGGCGACUUCACGCAGCCCUCUUCUUUUCCAGUUCUCUAGGUUUUGUUCACUUCUUCAGCGACCAUGGACAAAUUGGUGGGAAGCCAUUAAUUGCGAGCACGGAUGUUGAAUGCACUGUACAUACAAUAGCAAAGGGCAUCCAUUAAGCACUCUAAAGCCACUGGUGCUAAUCCACUCAGAACCAGCAAAGUUCCCAUAUUUAUUACAGCAUUGAUCGGGCUAUUGUUUUCGAACAUGGAGAGCCCAGGGGGCUGUGAUUAUAUUUUGCACAGGCAAAGACGAUGGCUUGCAUAGUCGAAGACUACGGCUGACCGAUCUAAGCCAGCAACACCACCCGUAGAUCUUCUUUUGCUUCUUUCAAUGUGGAUGGUGACGAUCAAGGCUACAGGUCUUCUUUUCAAAGUGGCGGCAAGGUUUGCUUGGAGAAAUCAAUAAAAAGUUCAUUUGAACUACAAUUAUGAUCUUCAGUUGCUUCUUUGUUUAGAUUUCCAACAAUUUCAUACAAGUACUAUGAUUGUUUCCUGCUAAAGAGUUUUUCAUGGUAGAAACACUCAUAUAGAGUUUGAGCAUACUGGAAAUCCUAGCAAAAUCUUAGAACAAGUGAUGGCUGAACAACAUACUAUAUGCAUUUAUCUAAGGUUAUUGUUAAUGAUAUUUUUGAGUUUAAAUUGGAUGUAAAAAGAUGCUUUACUUUGCCUAAAUCUCUCAUGAUGCUCUUGACCAUUCCUAGAUUUAUAUUGGCUGUCAAGGAGGCUGAAACAUUAGCCCAGCAAGCCCAGGAAGCAUAUGAGGCUAAUCCAGAUGAUAAUCUAAGAAGUCUUGCUAAUGAAGCUGGUGCUAAAUUAAUUGAAGCUACUAAUAGGGAGACACUUUUUUGGAAACAGAAGGCCAAACUUCUAUGGAUGGAGAAUGGGGACCAAAACACUUCCUUCUUUCACUCCUUUGUAAAGGGAAGAAUGACCAAACUCAAGAUCAGAAGUAUUAAAGAUAUUUCAGGAAAACUUAUUGACCAUGAAGAGGGCAUUAAAACAGCAGCUGUGGAGUACUUUUCAGAAGUUUUCAACAAACAUAACAUAUUUGAGGCCCAAAGCAUCCAACACUAUAUCCCACUUACCAUCAGCACUGAAGAUAAUCACAUGAUGUCCAGGAUUCUAGAUAAUGAAGAAAUCAAGAAGGCAGUUUGGGACUUGAACCCUAAUAGUGCAGCUGGACCGGAUGGGUUCAAUGGGUACUUUUUCAGAACUUGCUGGGAGAUUAUAAAAGGGGAUGUGAUCAAGGCCACACAAGAAUUCUUCCUGGGGAUUUCAGUUCCACAGGCAUUUGGAAGCACCUUCAUAACCCUAAUCCCUAAGAAGGAUAACUGUCAUCUCUUCUCAGAUUUUAGGCCAAUCUCCCUUUCUACUUUUAUGAGUAAAAUUAACACUAGGAUCUUGGCCUCUAGACUACAAGUCCUAAUACCCAAGAUGGUCUCAAAGGAACAGUCUGCAUACCAAAAAGGAAAAGGGAUUGAUGAUCAAGUUCUUAUGGCAAGUGAAAUGCUGCACAACAUUGAUAAACAAUGUGAAGGAGGGAAAGUGAUAAUCAAACUGGAUAUGGCAAAGGCUUUUGACAAAAUUGAGUGGAGUUUCCUUGGAGGAGUCUUGGACAAAUUUGGGUUUAACCCUAAGGUUCAGGAUCUGCUGCUUGAAAAUCUGGUUUCCACCCAUGUCUCUAUUCUAAUUAAUGGCUGCCCUACUGGUUUCUUUAAAAUGAAAAGAGGUGUUAAACAAGGGGAUCCUCUGUCCCCACUCCUUUUCAUCAUUGCAAGUGAGCUCAAGCAGAGGAGCAUUCAGUGGUUGUUAAUGAAAAUGUAAGAUGGGAAGAUGGGGAAUUUACACUCAAGAAGGGGUACCAUAUAUGCAGGAAGGUUGGCUCUACUCAAAUAAGCUACAAGUUUGCAUGGCACAAAUUACAAAUACCCAAUAUUAGGCUCUUUCAAUGGAAAGUCCUGGAAGAAAUCCUACCCUUUCCAAACUUAGCAAGGAAGCUUGGUUUCCAUUUGCCAUCACAAUGUCCCUUCUGUAAAAGAAAUGAGGCAAAGGCCAAUCACACUUUGUUGCAUUGUGAGCUUAGCAGUAAUAUAUGGAAUUUCUUCAUCAACCUGCUCCAAGGUCCAAACAUUAGAGAAGGAAUUACCAUUAGACAACAUUC
Molecule: messenger RNA, 2655 nt
Organism: Cuscuta campestris
Lineage: Eukaryota; Viridiplantae; Streptophyta; Magnoliopsida; Solanales; Convolvulaceae
Source: the annotation of a GenBank genome assembly